Molecule: messenger RNA, 633 nt
Organism: Indicator indicator
Lineage: Eukaryota; Metazoa; Chordata; Aves; Piciformes; Indicatoridae
Gene: GPX7
Product: glutathione peroxidase 7
Exons: 3
Coding region: 1-633 (210 amino acids)
Biological process (GO): response to oxidative stress
Molecular function (GO): glutathione peroxidase activity
Source: RefSeq, a predicted model, not a curated record
AUGCUGGAUCCGGAGGGCAGUGUGGAGCACCAGCCAUCCUCCGCUUUCCCCAGAGCUCUCCUCAUCCCUCUAGCCAUGCUCCUUGCCAUUGCAGCGCUGCUUCUCUUAGCGUUUUCCGCUACGCAGCAGAAGGAGCCCGAUUUUUACACGUUCAAAGUUGUAAACAUCAGGGGCAAGCUUGUUUCCCUGGAGAAAUACAGGGGCUCGGUGUCGCUGGUUGUCAAUGUUGCCAGUGAGUGUGGGUACACAGAGAGCCACUACAAGGCCUUACAGCAGUUGCAGCGAGACCUGGGCCCCUACCACUUCAACGUGCUGGCAUUCCCAUGCAAUCAGUUUGGGCAGCAAGAGCCAGACACCAACAAAGAAAUCGAGAGCUUUGCACGCAAGACCUACGGUGCCUCCUUCCCUAUGUUCAGCAAGGUUGCAGUCAGCGGAGCUGCUGCCAUUCCAGCCUUCAAGUACUUAAUUGAUUCUACAGGAGAAGAACCAACCUGGAACUUCUGGAAAUAUCUGGUGGACCCCAAUGGGAAAGUAGUAAAGGCCUGGGACUCUACUGUCUCUGUUGAAGAAAUAAGACCUUAUGUUACAGAACUUGUAAGGAAAAUCAUCCUGAAGAGAAAGGAUGAAUUAUGA